Molecule: messenger RNA, 1314 nt
Organism: Aspergillus brunneoviolaceus CBS 621.78
Lineage: Eukaryota; Fungi; Ascomycota; Eurotiomycetes; Eurotiales; Aspergillaceae
Product: FAD/NAD(P)-binding domain-containing protein
Exons: 8
Coding region: 1-1314 (437 amino acids)
Molecular function (GO): flavin adenine dinucleotide binding; oxidoreductase activity, acting on CH-OH group of donors
Source: RefSeq, a predicted model, not a curated record
AUGCGUACCAGCUUAUUGCCAACCUCUCUACUUGCGGCCUUUGGGUAUGAUUACAUCGUCGUCGGUGGUGGUCCUUCGGGGAUAAUCAUGGCGGAGCGCCUCGCUGAAGCCAAUAAGAAGGUCCUGCUCCUGGAGCGCAGCGUGACAGGUUUUUCAUUUGAUGUGGGCAACAUCGAUUAUGUCGGCGGCUAUCUGUGCUCCGAUACCGAGGGAACCGCCGCCUGUAUCCUCGGGGGAGGGGUUUCGGUCAAUUAUAUGGUCUUUGUUCACCCUCCCGAUCAUGUACAAGCUGAGGCGGAGCGGCUAUACCUUCGCAACCCUGGUAGUAGCCUGCCUUCUGCUGACAGCCAGCGUUACGAUCAGGUCUUGUACAUUAUCCUAGCUAACUUCUUCUCCCGACUUGGCUGGCGAUCCAUGGAUAUAAGCGCCCAACGCAAUGAGAAGCAUGGUUUAGAGCCACCCCGAUUGGAACAUCAAGGCUACAAACCUGCGGGCCCACUCCGCACGUAUCUACCACAGGCUCUGCAGCGUGAUAACUUCUCCCUGCGUAUGAAUGCAAAGGUUACCCGCGUGGUCCGCGACGGCAGCCGCGCCACGGGCGUCGAACUCAUCUUCCCGGAUCGGAACAAUACUACUGAGAUUAUUCCCUUAGCACCUCGGGGUCGUGUGGUGCUGUCGGCCGGCGCCUUAUCCUCGCCACGAAUUCUCUUCAACUCCAGCAUCGGCCCGAGCGCCCAGAUUGAGACGGCCCGACGGAGUGGCGUUGCGGUCCCGCCGACUAAGGACUGGAUUCAUCUGCUCCGUUGGGGGGCCUUAACCCAGGGGAAACAUCGACUGGUGCUCUUUACGUCUAAUGUCGCUAGCGAUGGUAUUGCCCGCUACUACCAGGGCUCGCAAAGUCCUACUGCCGAGGGUGUUAUGACUAUCACUGCCUAUAUAACUCACGGGCUGACUUCGACCGGCGUCUAUUCCUAUCUGCAAACCGCUGGAGACGCGAGGCGGCUACCCUAUGCCAUCACCGCCCUUAGGACUGGCCUAGAGCUCCAGGAAUACACAAAUACCUCCGCAAUCCUGAGCUCUCUCACGGCAGAGAUCCACUAUGCCGGUACAACGAGGAUGGGCCUUGACAACAGUCGCUACCCCAAUGGCACCGCGGUGGUGGACAUGAACACGAAGGUGUACAGAAUGGACAAUCUGUACAUCGUUCAUAGUGGCUUUCACCCGGAUCUGGCCUCAGUCAACAACCAGGCAUAUAUCAUGGUCGGGGCUGAAAAUGCCGUGCAACGGAUUCUGUCUCAUCCGGAUGACGAGUAG